Messenger RNA from Dictyostelium purpureum, 1602 nucleotides. RefSeq lists its product as uncharacterized. Gene Ontology annotation, molecular function: SNAP receptor activity; SNARE binding. The coding region runs from base 403 to 1392 and encodes 329 amino acids. Gene Ontology annotation, biological process: vesicle fusion; intracellular protein transport; exocytosis. The record is from RefSeq and is a predicted model, not a curated record. Gene Ontology annotation, cellular component: plasma membrane; SNARE complex; endomembrane system. The transcript has 5 exons. Lineage: Eukaryota; Evosea; Eumycetozoa; Dictyosteliales; Dictyosteliaceae.
AAGAUCUUCAAUUCCAACCGUUGAUAUCUUUUUUUUUUUUUUUUUUUUAUUAAUAUUAAAAUUAAAAUUAAUUUAAAAGAUUAAAUAAUUAUAAUUAUUUAUUUUUUGUUUUUUUUUGUUUAAAUAAAAUAUUUUUUAAAAUUUUUUUUUCUCUAAUCUCUAUUAUAUACAACAUAUUAUAUAUAAUAUAUAUUUUAUUAUUUUUAAAAGAAAUAUAUUAUUACAGAAUUAAUUUAAUAUUUAAAAUCAAAAAAUAUAGGAAAAAAAUAAAAAGAAAUAUAUAUUUAGAGAAAUUCAAUAUAGAUAUUUUGUAACAAUAAAAUAACAAAAUCAAAUACACGGAUAAAUUAAUUAAUAAAUAAAUACAUUCAUAUAUACACACAUACAUUCACAUAAAUUAAAAUGGAGGAUCGUUUAGAAGAAUUAAGACAAUUAGGUGGUGUUAAACCAGUUGUCGAUAAGAAAGGUAAAAAAGGAAAAAAAGGUAAAGAGGAAGUUGCAGAGCAAGUAGCUGAAGCAUCAUCAACAGAAGAUCCAUCAUUAAACGAUAUCGAAAUGGGAACUGAUGAUGGCCAACCAGUUGAAGAGUUUAUGCCAGAAUUUUAUAAAGAAGUAGGUGAUAUCAAAGUUUUAAUGACAUCUGUUAAAAGAAGUGUAAGAAAUAUAGAAGACAAAUAUGUUUUAUCAUUAAAUUCAAUUAAUGUGGACCAAGGUUCAAAAUACGAAGAAGAUUUACAAUCAAUGCUUGAUCAAACAAAUAAAUCAUUUGCAGAUUUAAAAAAGAAAUUAGAUACAUUGAAAAUAAAUAAUGAAAAAUUUGCAGCUACCAAAACAGCUCAACCAACAGAAGUUCGUAUUAGAUCUAAUAUGCAAAAUACAUUAACACAAAAGUUUGUUGAAAUGAUGAAAGAAUAUCAAGAAAUUCAAACUAAUUAUAAAAAUAAAUAUAAAGAAAAGAUUGAAAGACAAUAUAAAAUUGUUAAACCAGAUGCAACUCAAGAAGAAAUUCAAGAAGCAAUGGCAUCAGGUGACAGCAAAAAGAUUUUUGAAGAAACUAUUCUUUAUACACAUUUACAUACACAAGCCAAAAAUGCACUCGAUUAUAUCCAAGAUAGACAUAAUGAUAUUGUUAAAUUAGAACAAAGUAUUGCAGAGUUACAUCAAUUGUUUUUGGAUAUGGCAGUUUUAGUUGAAACUCAAGGUGAGUUACUUAAUCAAAUUGAAGCCAACGUAAAUUCAACUGUACUUAAUACUAAAGAGGGUGUUGAAAAUCUUGCUGAAGCCAAUAGACUUCACAAAAAGUCAAGAAAGAAGAUGUAUAUUAUUCUUAUUAUUGUUGUUAUCAUUGUCAUAGCUGUUGUUGCUCCAAUUCUUGGUACCCAAAUCAAAUAAACAACUAAAAUUAUAUUUUAUCAAAUUUAUUUUUAUCAAAGCUUUUUUUUUUUUUUCAAAAAAAAAAAAAAAAAAACAUCAACAAAAUAAACAAUCACAAUUAUAUAACGAUCUUAUAUAAAUUUAUUUAACUUUACAAAUACACAAUAAAAACCUAUACAUUACCGAUUUUUAAAUAAAUACUAUGCAAUUAUUUUUUUUAUUUUUUAU